Messenger RNA from Haemonchus placei, 1362 nucleotides. NCBI's taxonomy places the organism in Eukaryota, Metazoa, Nematoda, Chromadorea, Rhabditida, Trichostrongylidae. The record is from the annotation of a GenBank genome assembly.
AUGUUCGUCUCAUUGGCGAUCGUAUGCGACGAGUUCUUUGUGCCUUCACUGGCCGUGCUCACCGAAAAACUUGCCAUCUCCGACGAUGUGGCUGGAGCAACGUUCAUGGCUGCUGGAGGAUCAGCACCCGAGUUCUUCACAUCAGUUAUUGGAGUGUUCAUAGCGCAGAACAACGUGGGAAUCGGUACCAUCGUCGGUAGUGCAACAUUUAAUAUCCUCUGUGUGCUGGCCUGUUGUACGCUAUUCUCGAAAUCGGUCCUACAACUCACGUGGUGGCCGCUGUUUAGAGAUGUGUCUAUUUACAUCCUAGCAUUGUUAAUGUUGGUGCUGUUCUUUAUGGACGAGAAGAAUGUGUCCUUUCAGAUCACCUGGCCAGAGGCAUUGUUAUUGUUCCUCGUCUACCUGUUAUACUGCACAUUGAUGAAAUUCAAUGUACGCCUCGAAGAGUGGGUGAAAGUGACGCUGCUCGGAGAAAAACUUGAUGGAGACGAACCCGAGCAGGCCACCCUCAACGAACCCAUCACUGCCCUCAACGGCAAUAACAACAUCAACUUAGAUUACAAAGAUCCCGAGGAUGGCAUGGUAAUGACCGAAAGGAACAUGUCGCUAUCACGCAGGCGGUCAUCCAUACCGAUCUUGCACUCAGGAACGAUGUUUCGCACGGGAAUCAUGCAGCUUAUGCAUCAGACGCUCGAUGAAGUGCCAGAAGGUUCGAUCCGUAUCUCUAUUCAACAAAUCAAUUCAUUAUGCAAAAGUCGAGGAAGUGAAGAGGAUUCAACCCGCCGUUCGGCUUCGACACCGUCACCCCCGCCACUGCCGAAAGUUGAGCUCACAAUUCCGUCCCGACCGGAUCGACGUUCGUCUCAAAUCGAGGAGAUUAAGUCCUUGUUAGAAGAGGAGGAGGAACAACCACUAAAUAUGGAAUGGCCGGAUAAAUUCACUAAACAAGUUACGUAUAUCUGUUUAGCUCCUGUGCUCAUUCCCAUGUGGGUCACCAUUCCCGAUGUUCGUAGACCGAGUAGCCGUAAGUGGUAUCCAGUGACAUUUGUAAAUUCGAUACUGUGGAUUGCGUUCUUCUCCUAUCUGAUGGUCUGGUGGGCCAACACGAUCGGUGAGACACUCGUCAUCCCCACUGAGGUAAUUGGACUAACUAUCCUGGCAGCCGGUACAAGCAUUCCAGAUCUAAUUACAAGUGUAAUUGUUGCUCGAAAGGGACUUGGCGAUAUGGCCGUGUCGAGUUCGGUCGGCAGCAACAUUUUCGACGUAUGUGUGGGCCUACCAAUACCAUGGUUGCUAUUCUUCAUCGUCGAACCGCUCAGGAAUCCAGGGAAUCCGGCACAGUUUAUUUCUGUGAGCAGGUAG